CUUACACAUGUCACACAUAUCACAUCACGUAUAUAUACAUUAUGUAUUACAUAUACAUUCAUAUAUGUAUUUGAUUGACGUAUUUGUAUUCGAUAUAUUUGAUUGACGUAUUCAUAUUCGAUAUAUUUGAUUGACAUAUUCGCCAGAACGUGCAUCUACAGCGACCCUAUCAUAACAGGCUUAAUAUGUUGAACACCACAGUUUUGUGAUUUUCAAAUUAAACCACAUGUGUGUCGACAAAACUAUUCACUGUUAUUUGCUUUAAUCGAAAAUGUUUUAAAUAGAAAGUUCAUCAUAGAUAUUACAAGAUACUACAAGAUACUACAUACUACUAGAUACUACAAGACUAACGUGGCUAACGUGGUAUUGAACGUGUUGAAAUAAUCAUCGAUCGCGUGUCAGUUUUCCGUACAAUCAUUCGAAUGACGUAGUAUAUACUCCGCCACUUGUUAUUAAUUCCCGCGUUCUAGAUAUCGUGUUUCACUUUUGUCCGCGUGUCGAUCGUCUCUGAUCGCCACGCCACUUCAACAACAACAGAGCGCUUCGGACACGAUCUCGCGUAUCCCGUGAGUUAACAGGCGUCGUUAUUAAUUUCCCACGCGCGCGUGUUACAAUUUUGGACUUAAACGCGGAACACGUACGAUGAGAACGCGUUGAUCCUUGUCGCGAGCGUGCAGCGCGGUGUGAAACUGUCUUCGUUGCGCGCGCAACGCGUGCUGUUGACCCAUCGUCAUGGCAACCGUGCGACGAGUCUACACUCGUCCAAGGUGGAUGGACUGCGGCCUGACGCGACCGAACAGAAGUCAGUGCACGCGCGGACGUCAAGCCGUAUGUUCAUGUUCUCUCUGUGCGAAAUCGGAGUGACGUUUGACUUUGCCCGCGUCGUUCGUACUGCCGGUUUAGAGUGCUUGUGUUUUCUGUAUCACUGGACGAGAGGGGGAUCCUUAAGACCGGCAUUCAUCGUGGCUAGACAGAUCAUGGAGUGACUGUUCGUCGAUCGCACAAAUAAGGUAAGAAGCUAUUUUAACUGAAAAAUCCAGUCAUUUAAGACAGAGGAUUGGAGACGCUCGUUGUCAAAUAUCGGACCAGGCCAUCAUGGACGUUGAGGCAGCUCUGCUGGAGAACUCUCCAACACUGUCGACGAUCUCGUCGGAUUGCACCGACACCACAUAUUCCGGACCCGGCUCGCCCUAUUCCCCGGAAUCGCCGAUCAUCGUCACCUCCUCGUACAAGAAGACAAAGGAUGACGAGAUCACGCCUAGACCGACGCCCAGGCACCCGCUACCGCCCCGGAAGCCCAACUUCCGGAUACGACCGCCCUACCUUAUGAUCUGCAUCAGCAUCAUAGAGAUAGCCGUUCACUGCCUGGGAGACGAGGCGACGUUGCGCAGGUGGUUGGUCUACGAUCCACGUCAGAGGGUGCAGGGUUGGAGGUUCGUCUCGUACAUGCUGCUGCACUCGAACGCGCUGCACCUUGCGUUGAACGUAGUCAUCCAACUGGUGCUCGCCACUCCGCUCGAGGUGGAACAGGGUCGAAUAGGGGUGGCAACGAUCUACUUAGGAGGUGGUGUUUGCGGAGCCCUUGGAGCAUCUCUUCUUCAACCGAGCCUCUUCUUGGUCGGCGCUUCUGCGGGUGUCUAUGCUUUACUUACCAGUCACCUGGCGCAUCUUUACCUGUGUCACGGAGAACUCCGCUACGCCGGCUGGCGUCUAGGUGCCGUGUUACUCUUAGCAAGCGCAGACGUGGCGUCACUUCCAAUUCCAGCACUGCUCGGUUGCGGUAGAGUCGGUUGGGCAGCUCACGUGGCUGGCGCCCUGGCAGGGCCACUCCUAGGCCUGGCAGUGUUCCCGAAUCAAAGCAAGAAAGACGCUAGAGGACGAAGAUUCGUGAGGUUCGUGCGACUUCUAAGCGCGAUCAGCGUGAUGCUGCUCGUGGUCGGCGCUAUUUUGGGAAACAUCUACGUGAUCGCGUUGCCACAGCUCAGGAAGCCCUCCUGACAGAGGAUCGAGCUGCUCGUCAAGCUCUGCAGACGGUCCUUCCUCAUCGUCAAGAUCAGGGAGGCCGCCGAGAGCGUUUUCGAGUAGGAAAUCGCGCAACUCGCUGGCAAUGGGAAAAUUUUUACGACGUUGCUCGGACCCAGGGAAAGAAACGAUCGUCGUGGAAGUUGGGAUCGCGUGAAAUUAUGAGAAAAGAAAAAAGAAAAAAAAAAGAAGAAAAAUGAACAGAAUUGGAAGAUAACGUUAAAGACGAAGAACUUUCGAAAUUAAAAAUUUCUUGAAUUUGGAAGCAUAAAAUAAUAUGGAAUUGUAAAUGGAACUGAAAAGCAUCGUUGAAAAAAUAUGUUGGCGAACGUAUUACGGUGACGUGAGAAUUUGUAGAUUGGUAUUGCGAUACGCGCGGAAGAAAAAUUGUUGUUCGAACUGCGCAAAUGGGUGAACAAUUAGAUGGAAGGAAAAGUAAGACGUUGGAUAUAAAUGAAACGGAAGAGAAAAGCAUCGUACACUGUUAAAGGGCAAGUGGUGGAUGUACAACGUGGGCGUAAAUCGAUUGGAGCAGCUACUCGCAGACUGUUGCUGCGAUACGCGUGGAAGAACAAAUUUUGUAAACCGUGCAAGUGGGUAAACAAUUAGAUGAAGAGAAGAAUAAGAAGCUCGUGGAAGGUAUCACGAUUGAAGACUAUUUGCAAAUCGUUGUUGCGAUACGCAUGGAAGAAGAGAUGCUUCGAACUGUUCAGUUGAGUGAAUAAUUAAGUUGAAGGAGUAGAAGGCUUCUUAUUUGCAGCGAUUGUCGGAUAUGAAAUUGAGAAGAAGAAAAUUGAAGAUGGAAGGGAAUGCAUCCAUCGAAGCAAGAAGAAAGCGGAAGAGGGACAAAGAUAUAUGUACGUUAAUCUUAUUAAGAACUUGGCUAAACUUAGAGUUUAUCAAGCCGAGAAAAGCGUGCGUUUAAUUACGAAAGGAGAAAGACUUUCCGCAACAAAUAUUUAAAUAUUUAAGGGAACUAAAAUCGCUGAGGAAUUAAACCCGAGUAAACGGUCCAGCGAUUUCUAUCGAAAUAAUAUUUACCUUUACCGAAACUGCCAGAAGAGAACCACUCACCGAAUGAAUCGCCUAAAAUAGAUAAAAAUAAAAAUAAAGAAAAAGCAAGAUCGAUCGAUCAACCAAAAAAAAAAAAUAAAUAAAUAAAUAAAUAAGUAAAUAAAUAUAAAAAGCGAGAGCAAUCUAAACCAAUCUUAGGGAGAGAAAGAAGGAAGAAAAUUGCCUGAAAUUCCAGCUGGCUCGAUUCAAGUUUCUUCGACUGUAUCGACAGGAAUGAUCAAGGGUCUCCUUUUCGGAAGAACUAUAGCAUCCUGUCUGCGUUUAGUAUACUUCUCUGCAAGGUCUAGCCGUUCUUCAAUUUCUGCCUGAUGUAUUCGGCUAGCGGGAAGGAGCAGAAAGAUAUUCUGAAAAUUUACGUUGGCCAAGCUGUCUCUAAUCGUGGGAUUACGAGAGGUCGUUGCUCGUGACCAACGUUCGUUCCAACGGCUGACGAAUCGACGUCGUUUCGACGAAGAAUGGACGCGUCGUAUAAAUCGCUUAUAUCGCGAUUCUUUAUUACACUCAUCAAUGUUAAGACGCCAAGAUGAAUAGGAAACUUCGACUUGACGCUUUUUGGUGUUUGUUUGGAUGAAAGCGGAGGAGCUAGAUUCUGAAAAAGGCGUAGAAUUCUAUUUAAAGAUGGAUGUAGAACUCUCGAUUGUACACCUUCGACGAUUGAAAAGAAGCUAGGAGAAGGAAUUGAUGGGAUUGGGAUUGUUUAACGGUGAACUUUUAAUUGCACCCUCGACGAACGGAGAAAAGAUAGAAAGAAGAAAUUGAAAGAGUUGCACCGUAUAAUGACGGAAUCGGUAAGUUUGACCGUGUGUUUGAUAAAUAGCAGAAUGUUGAAAGUAGAGAUUAAGGAAACUACUGAUUUGGUUCUUCGAUAAUGCGUUCCAUGUGAAACGAUGGAUUUGGUUGUUCAACUUUAGACCUUAACUUUCAACGAAGGAGGAAUAAAUUGAAAGGAGAAAUUGAAGGGAAUAGAUCGUCGGGAGUUAAAACUUGGUGAUAUAGUUUCAAUUUACUUCAGUUCCUAGGUGGAUGAAGAACAGAUUGAAAUCGGAAGUUAGACAGUGUUCAAUAAUGAGUGUGAUCGAUAAUAAUAAAAUACUCUUCGCUGGUUACUCAGUGGCUAUGCAAAAAAGAUUGGACGAAAGUUGAAGAAAAUAGACUAUUGGAAAAUAAAUUUCAAUAUAUAAUUUCAAUUUUCUUUUUAGUUCUGGAUGGAUGAAAAAAAGAUUAAAAACAAAGGUCGAAGAAAACAGACUAUUCAAAGAUAAACUGAUACGAACGUUCGACCUUAGCCCUUGGUAGAUAAAGGAAAAGUUAAAAGCAUAGCUUUUCACACUUUUGCUGCACAUUUAGCGGACGAAGAAAACGUGAAACGUUCGUCUUUCUUAGGCAAAAGAAACGAUAGAAGGAAAAGUCAAAAAGAUUAAAGAAGUUGGACUUCUUAAAGAUCGUUGUAGAACUUUAAACUGUACUUGAUGUAAAGAGAAACUGUACAAUCGAGUGGAGAAUCAAAGGUAUGAAUCUUGUUUUGUGUUCUCGUUCGACGAAACGGUGAGUGAAAGACUGAUUCGUGAAAGUUCGAAGGUUAGAGAGAAAGAAGAGCGUUUAAUAGGUGGAUAAGAUGAUUUUGUUGAAUCGAAGCGUUCAGGACAAUGGCACGAGAACUGUAGCGAAUGAAGUCGAUCGGCAGAUAGUUGCCGAGGCGACGACUGUACAAUUGACUAGUAGUAAGCCUGAAAUCCGUUGAUUGGUAACGUAUUGGUAGACCGUUGUUCCUGGUGGCACGAAAAUCGAUGAACAAGAGAGACAUUAUGCGGCGCGUACUUUUCCAAAAAAGUUGUUUUUCAAGUUCACUUCAUUUAUGGUCAUCGAAUAAUUUCUCAAUCAAGAAAUACCUGUUGUAAUUUCCUAGCUUUUUCCCUAUUUUCUUUCUUUUUUUUUUUUUUUUUUUUUUCAUUGUCAAAGAAUCCUUAAAUCCUGAAGCUUUAAGAUGAAAACAGAGUUUCCUGUAAAGACAAUUUUCCUCCAUAAAUUAUGUAUUUUACUCUUGCAAAUUUGCUAUCAAAAAGUGAUACUUUCACGAUUAUAGAAAGGUGUCUUGUAAUUGCUAAUUGAGAGCAAAGAUUUAUUUCUAAACAGCUAAUUUUAAUCAAUUUUGAUCAAUCGCGUUUAGAACGAUUUAAUAAUUGUCCUUCAUACUUGAACAUCUACUAUUAGAAAUGUCUUUAAUUCAACAAUUUUAUUAUCUUGGCGAUUUGAAAAUGAACGUUCGUUGAUUUUUGUAAGUAUCCAGGAAUAAAUAGGGAUAAUUAGUUGAUAAGGAUGUUCUAAGAUAAUUCUUCGCUAUAAAGUACCGAUUAAAGUAACGAUAAGUCGAGUAUUCGUUAUUUAAAAAGCGGCUGCGAACGACGAAUUCCUCUUAUCACUCUUUUUUCCCAGCCGAUACCGUGGAUGAAACCGGGAGAGAAAAUUGCGCGACUCGAGAAAUGCAUUUCACGAUCCCUCGAUUCGUCGUCCCAACGAUGCGUUUUCCCGUUAAGGUGGAUGGUCGUCGAGUCGAGGACGUCGUUGUCGUCAAAGAUGACGCGUCGCGGAACGACCUGAUUUCCUUCUGAAAAAUCGCACGACUACCAUUCGAAAGUUAUAUGUCUCGAUCUACUAUAAUUUUUCACGUUCAAAUCGUUUUAUAUUCAAAAAUUUAUUUCCUCUUAUCUAUCUGUGGUUUUCUUUGCUUUCGAGUUUCUGAAUAUUAUAUCGUAGAUUUACACGCGUGAAUUUUAAUUGAAACGCAAUUUUAAUUGUCCAAAGUAUUCUCCCAAUAUUCGUCCGAUUUCUUGAACUUUCCUUAGACUUGGUCUUUAUACAUUUUCAUCUUCGAUUUUCAUUAUGUAUUUUCAUCUGUCGUAGUUGCUAGAUCAGAUUUACUUCUCGCGCUUUUUCAAGUACUUUUCGUGCGCAUUCUAUUUACCCCCUUUGCGCUCCGAUUCUCUCAUUUGAUUAUCGCUACGUUAAAAUGUUGCUCGUCUGUCUCAGAAAGCAAAUGUAUUCUCGAUUCAAAAAUCUGGACGUAGUCUUUUACGUAAAUCCAUAAAUAAAUUGCCACUUUGCAUCUGUUAUCGCUCGUAUAAUACUCACGAGCCUGAAUUCGAGGAAGUUCUCCUAAAAUAUGCUUAAGGACAUGGCCCAAGUUUCCCAAAACUCAAAAUCAACUUUCAAAAUUAACUUUCUAAACUUCCAAAUUUACAAACACUGCCAGUGUUCCGUCCCCCUAUAAUGGAAGAUUUCUCGAUUUUUAAUAUUUUUAUGAUUUACUACAAAUAAUAGAGAUAGUAAUUCUAUCGUAGAGUUAAUAUUGAUUUUUAUAUAAUGUGAUACUAUAAAGAAAAGAGAAAGAGACGAAUGAAAAGACAGGAGGAGAUGGCAUUUCGUCCUGGAGCUACUAAUGGACUCAUUAGUAAGGUUUCCCAGGAGGCUCGUGCCUUAGACACGAGGACAGUACGACGGAGGUGACACACCGCGCUCCUCUGACGAUUCAGAGGACGCAUUUGCAUGAACAGGAUGCUUAGGCGACGAAUUUCACAGAAUUGCCCUGUUGCCACGAAUUUCUCUGAUGGCGAAUGUACGAGGGCCACCGCAAUACAGUUUCCCAACUGACCGCUAUUUUCCCUCGAUAAUGAAUCACUCGUGUCUUCUUCUUCCUCGUCCUCUACGAUUCUUCAUCUAUAAUACGAAUACUCGAUAGAAAUUGACUGAUUUUUCUCGACUAUCCAAAACUUUAAACCAUCUUGCACGUUGCAUUGUGUAAAAGAAAUAAUUUUAUUAAUACACUGCCCAUAUCUAUGAUCUUCGCCACACGGAUAUAUUUAUUCACUCCACCGUGGUCCAAUAUAUUAAAAGAUGAAACAAAUCUCUUUAAUGAUUAAUUUAAAUUGAUAUUUAAAUUAAGAACCCUGGGAUUCUCCUUCUUCGGUCGUGUUCAUAAAACUACGAGUUUGCCUAAAUAUCCACCAAAAGAGCAAGGAGUAUUCAGCUUGUCGUAAUCUUAGGGACGUUUCAAUUUCUAUAAACUUAGUACAAUUGGCGAAUUUCAGCUGAAUCGCUGCAAUUUCUUUUCGUAAUAAACAAUGUUAUUGAUACACUGCCCAUAUCGAUGAUCUUCGCCACACAGAUAUAUUUAUUCACUCCGCUGUGGUUCAACAUAUUAAAAGAUGAAAGAAAUCUCUUUAAUGAUUAAUUUAAAUUAAGAAUCCUGGAAUUUUGUUUCUUCGGUCGUGUUCAGGAAACUACGAGUUUGCUUAAAUAUCCACCAAAAGAGCAAGGAGUAUUCAGCUUGUCGUAAUCUUAGGGAUGUUUCAAUUUCUAUAAACUUCGUACAAUUGGCGAAUUUCAGCUAAAUCGCUUUUGUUUCGUAAUAAACAAUGUUAUUGAUACACUGCCCAUAUCAGUGAUCUUCGCCAAACGGAUAUAUUUAUUCCCCAGUUCACUCCGCCGUGGUUCAACAUAUUAAAAGAUGAAACAAAUCUCUUUAGUGAUUAAUUUAAAUUAAGAACCCUGGAAUUUUGUUUCUUCGGUCGUGUUCAUAAAACUACGAGUUUCUUUAAAUAUCCACCAAAGGACCAAGGAGUAUUCAGCUUGUCGUAAUCUUAGGGAUGUUUCAAUUUCUAUAAACUUCGUACAAUUGGCGAAUUUCAGCUAAAUCGCUUUUGUUUCGUAAUAAACAAUGUUAUUGAUACACUGCCCAUAUCAGUGAUCUUCGCCAAACGGAUAUAUUUAUUCCCCAGUUCACUCCGCCGUGGUUCAACAUAUUAAAAGAUGAAACAAAUCUCUUCAAUGAUUAAUUUAAAUUAAGAUUUAAAUUAAGAACCCUGGAAUUUUGUUUCUUCGGUCGUGUUCAUAAAACUACGAAUUUGUCUAAAUAUCCACCAAAGGACCAAGGAGUAUUCAGCUUGUCGUAAUCUUAGGGACGUUUCAAUUUCUAUAAACUUCGUACAAUUGGCGAAUUUCAGCUGAAUCGCUGCAAUUUCUUUUCGUGAUCGUGAUAUUAAGAGAAUACAAAUUUUAUAAUGUAACUUUACCCAAAAAAAUAUUCCAAAUGAGAUAUCGCGUCAACGUUAGCAUUUAAGCUUAAUUUGCUGAUAACCAGAACAAACUAUCUUUUGAAAACUCCCAUCUAGAAAUCAUCAAACCCUUACAACUUCGAGAAUUCGUAAUCAAAAUUAACAUUCCGAAAGCGAAUCUUCGCAUCGCGAUCUGCAACUUGAGUCAUGUCACACAUCCAAAUGAGAGACUUGCUGUCGCAAAGGUGGAGAGAGCGCAAAGGGGUUGACACUCAGCCUGUCCUCGGCAACUUGCAGCCAGAAAUCAGUCGAGUAAUCCUAUCCCACGGAAUCUAUCGGUGAGAGUGUAUCAUUCGCGAGUAUGCGAUGAAAGAAUAGAAGAGACGGCGGAAUAGGGGAAUUUAAUGGAGGUAAACGCGCGCAGAAAAUUCCGAGAAGCGCGGAAACGACGCGUGGGGUGUUCACGCGUACACGAGUGCGAACGUGGGCAGAAUUUCGAACGCGGCUCUUAGUUGUUUCUCCUUGCCCCGCGCUCUUAUCGUGCAUCCUUUCUUUUUCCACGUCGAGAGCAGAAAAAUUAAAAAUCUCCGUUGCCCCGUACGCUUUUACAUUUAUGACGCCGUAAUCUUUAAUUCUACGCGGAAAGUGUUUUUCCGCGAUUCUCGUUUCUAUGAAAAUUCCACGGCAAUUUUACCUCUUGUCUUGCAACGUCAAGUCAUAAACUAUACGAGAAUUACAGAUUUGAUUCAACAAGAAAAGGUUUCGUAAUGUUUGAAACCAUGGAUAGUUGAGAUUUUCAUUUUGGUCUGAAACCUGCAGAUUGUGGAAAUUGUGAAUUUAUUUUUUAUCGAUAGAUGUUGUUAAGAUGUUGCGUUGGUAUGGACAAUUAUGUUAACCUGAGACAAUUUUUGAUGGAAAAAAAACACAAUUUAUUAAGUUAUUAUAAUUCGAAUUAUUAAGAUCGUAAGGGAUUGUAAGGGGUUAAACUAUAGUGAUUGCACUUUUAUCGGUUAAUUAACCCUCUAUAACCAUCGCUUGUUUUGUUCUUUUUAGUUUUCGUAUAUGAUAAAAGAGGUUACAGUUAAUCGUUGAAUUUUUGUUUUAAUGUAAUAAUCAGAGGCUAAGAAUUAUUAUUAAUAAAUUGUUUAACAGUCGUUUUCUAAGAUGAUCGUUUGAUGGCUUAAGGAAAGCUUAGAACGGCUUAGAGUAAGAUUUAGAGAGUGUAGGUAUACGAAUAAAUAACUUUUGAGUCUCAAUUUUACGAUGUUAUAGAGGGUCGAAGGAAUUUAAUUAGUGUUAUCUGUAAUUGUUACGUUUGACAAUGGAAUUUUUGGCAAAGGAAUUGUGCGAUGGAAGAGGAUAAUUACUGUGAUCGGUAAUGGAAAAUUCGUUCGAGGAAUUGGCUAAUUAAUCGAAGUACGCGUGUGAUAGAAGAAAAAUGGGAAGAGAAAGUAAUUAUUAUCACCGACUAUUUUACUAAAAAUAAUCGACGGACUAAGAAAACGACUCGUAGUUGAACUUUCAGGCAACAAAUUGCCCGUCGACCAAUUCUUGUGCAAUAGAACAUGGACAGAGAAAAGGGGAUGAAAGGAUCAGAUCUUUGAAGGCUGUUAGAGGAUAAGAAGCGCUGUUAAAAUGCUCUUCCUUGGAUUCUUUUCAUCAAAUCCAGAAAACGUAUCGUAGAUUUUCAAGAAUUCCGAUUUUCAACCAAUUCGAAGCAAAAAGAGCCGAGACGAGAAAAGAAUUUCCGCGUCUCUAACGAAAAGAAACUAAAAGUUGGUGAAUUUAAGUGGAAAAUCUUCGAUAAAACGUCUAAUUAAUUUUGUUAGAAGCUCGUUGAGAAUUUUAAACGGUGGAAAAGUAAAUGGAAGAUGUUGAAAACCGGCAGGAUACGAACGAUAAAAAGGAAUCCAAGCUUCUCGGGCAAAUGAAAAGAAUAUUCUCUAUUCGAGAGCCCGAUUUAUAGUUUAAUCGCGUUUCCUUUGGUUAAGCCGCGACGAUGCAUUAACGAUGCUGCCAAAACCGGAAAACAAUACAUUUAUAACUAUACGUAGUACUUACUCGAUAGUAAAGUAGCGCGCCGAAUCGUGUUCAGAUUACCCACAAAUUUUCCAAAAUUCAUUUUUUCGUAUUUACGCCUCGAUGCAACGUGCGAUCGAUGAUACAAAAUUCGUAAGACAAAUUUUUCAAAUAUUUUCAUCGACUAACAAUUUAUCCGAGUGCACUGAUUUUAUUCCCACGUAUUAUUAAAGAUAAGAGAAGAAGUGGCUGCUCCAUUAGACAAUAAGAUUUACGCCCAAGAUAUUUUUGUUCUUUCGUUAUUCAAAUAAUAUUAUUCAGGAAAAUAAUCUUUUAAGGAGAUAAAAGAACGUCGAAUCAAGAAGCGGAAAGAUCUCAAGAACGUUUGUAAAAUCAACCGCUUUUGAUCUUAAUUUUCACUGACGAUUAUUUGUGGGCAAUCCGAAUGGAAGAAGAUGUGUUCUCUCCGGCAAUUUAGUCGAUCACUGUACCUAUGUAUUUGUUUAUCGAUAUUAUUAUACACUUACAGAUAUACAGACAGGUAUACAGACACACACGAGGCGAACUGGCUGUGAUUAUGUUAGUGUUACGAAACCUACGUCGACACGAUUAAUAAUUAUAAUAAUAAUAAUAAUAAUAGUAAUGAUAAUACGAAUAUAUCUGUAAAUACAACCGACUAAUUGGAUAUAAAUAUAAAUACGAUUAUAUACGCUGUGAUUUGAUCACGGGCAUAUUUAACGGAGGGUUGUCACCUUUCCACUGUGUAUCGAAACAAUCGAUUGCCUGCAAUAAAGUCGAAAUCGUUCCACGGUUCCCGUAA
Molecule: messenger RNA, 10986 nt
Organism: Bombus pascuorum
Lineage: Eukaryota; Metazoa; Arthropoda; Insecta; Hymenoptera; Apidae
Gene: rho-6
Product: protein rhomboid
Exons: 6
Coding region: 1096-1998 (300 amino acids)
Cellular component (GO): membrane
Molecular function (GO): serine-type endopeptidase activity
Source: RefSeq, a predicted model, not a curated record